Molecule: messenger RNA, 1032 nt
Organism: Hyla sarda
Lineage: Eukaryota; Metazoa; Chordata; Amphibia; Anura; Hylidae
Product: olfactory receptor 5V1-like
Exons: 4
Coding region: 1-1032 (343 amino acids)
Biological process (GO): G protein-coupled receptor signaling pathway
Cellular component (GO): membrane
Molecular function (GO): olfactory receptor activity; G protein-coupled receptor activity
Source: RefSeq, a predicted model, not a curated record
AUGCUACUCAUGGACCUCCGCUUAUUCCUGGUGCUCUUCCAGACAGCAAGUGGCACAAUGAAUCAAGAAGAUAAGGAGGCACUUCAGAAAAAAAAUUCCCAAAUUUCCGAAUUUGUUUUGUUGGGACUUUCUGACUCACAAGAAUGGCAAAGUCUAUUUUUUGUGAUAUUUUUCUUCAUUUAUAUUAUUACAGUAGGUGGCAAUGUGUAUAUAAUUCUUGCGUAUAGGUUCAGUCCAAACCUUCACACUCCUAUGUAUUUUUACCUAGCUAACUUCUCUUUUCUGGACAUAUGUUACAUCACGGGCACAGUUCCCAAAAUGUUGUCAAACUUCCUAUCCGAGCAGAAGACCAUCUCAGUUUACGGCUGCUCUAUACAGAUGUACUGUGUUUGGCUGUUUGGUGGAACAGAGUGCUACAUCCUGGCAGCCAUGGCUUAUGACCGAUAUAAUGCCAUAUGUCACCCUCUUUUAUAUCAAGUCAUUAUGAAUAAGGCCACAUGUACCAAGCUCAUCAUUGGUUCGUGGGUUAUCGGGGCAGUAAAUUCUCUUAUACACACUGUCCUCACGUUCUCAUUGACAUUCUGCAGCAAUAAGAUCAACCAUUUCUUCUGUGAUGUUCCGCCGGUUCUUGAACUGUCGUGUACGAGCACCUGGAUCAAUGAGCUUGUCAUCUUUUUCAUAAGUGGUUGCGUCAUUAUAGGUUCCUUCAUACUGAUAAUGAUAUCCUACAUUAAGAUCAUCUCCGCCAUUUUUAAGGCCCAUUCAAGAAGAGGAAGAAGGAAAACUUUUUCGACCUGUACCUCUCAUUUAAUUGUUGUGACAAUAUUUUAUGGAUCUGGGAUCUUUAUGUAUUUUAGGCCAAAAUCAAGUUAUGGAAUGGACCAGGACAGAUUGGUCUCUGUCAUGUAUACAGUGAUAGCGCCAAUGUUAAACCCUUUUGUAUACAGUCUGAGGAACAGUGAAGUAAAGUUGGCCAUGAAACGGAUAUUAUAUCGUGAAAGAACAGGGCCCUUCAAGCCUGUCUUGGAUUGA